AUGCAUGUUUAUGAGAUCAAUAGUACUAAUAAAUAGUAUUCAAAGACAAAUCAAAUUGAUGUGAAAAGCGAUUCUAAUGGCUGUGACUAUUUCUUUCCUUAAUAAUAUAUCAAAUCUAAAUGUCUACUUGUGAAUAAGAAUGGAAAAAAUGUUAAUUUAAUAAGGAAAAAUCAAAAUGGUCAUUUUAUCACGUAAUAGUCUCUUCAAUUUGGGCAUAAUUAAUUAUAUGGAUCGAUGAGUGAAAAUGGACAGUAUUUGAUGACUUGGGAUCAAAAUUCUAAAGAAAUUCAAAUCAGGAAAUAUUAGUAAUUAUGA
This is a messenger RNA of Paramecium octaurelia, 315 nucleotides long. The record is from the annotation of a GenBank genome assembly. Lineage: Eukaryota; Ciliophora; Oligohymenophorea; Peniculida; Parameciidae.